ACUGAUCGACGUCAGACAGGGGCAGUUUCGAGGAAGUGACGCGCGCUUGAGACUGGGCAAAGGAAGUUUCAGUUUGCUCGGUGGUGCUGAACUAAAGUUUUCCCCGGAGCGAUAGAGGAGGAUCAGAAAUCCUGUAAAAUUGUGACGCUGGAGAGACUGAUCCAGCCGUGGAGGGAACCACCGUUUUCCUCGGCGUUGAAAUAACGAGUACGCCUGUGAGAUUAGUAGAGGACCGUAAAGUAUUUUUUCUCCCGCUUUCCAACCCCCUUUCCCAAAUCCUCCGACCCCCUUCUCGAUCCGAGAUGGGGAAGGAGCAGGAACUCCUAGAGGCGGCGCGCACAGGAAAUCUUGCUGCCGUGGAAAAGCUUCUCUCUGGGAAACGACAAUCGACUGGAAGUGGCAGUGGAUCAUCGGGCACUGGUGGAAGCAGCAAUAGCAGUGGUCACAAUGCUUCUCACCCGCUUUCCAGCCUUCUCAGUAUCUGGAGGGGACCUAAUGUGAACUGUGUGGACAGCACUGGAUACACUCCUCUACACCACGCAGCCCUAAACGGACACAGUGAGGUUGUGGAGGCACUGUUACGUAAUGAGGCCUUGACCAACAUCGCUGACAAUAAGGGCUGCUACCCCCUGCACCUGGCCGCAUGGAAGGGGGACCAACGGAUCGUCAGGCUGCUCAUUCACCAAGGCCCCUCACAUCCCAAACUCAACGAGCAGAGCUCCUCUGUAGAGCACAAAGAGUUGAAACGCUGUGGGCCCUUUGACCUGCAUAUUAAUGCCAAGAACAAUGACAACGAGACCCCCCUCCACUGUGCCGCCCAGUACGGCCACACCCAGGUGGUGCGUCUGCUGCUAGAGGAGCUGACCGACCCCACCAUGAGGAACAACAAGUUUGAGACGCCGCUGGACCUGGCGGCGCUCUACGGCCGGCUAGAGGUGGUCAAGCUGCUGCUCACCGCCCACCCCAACCUGCUCAGCUGCAACACCAAGAAACACACGCCGCUGCACCUGGCGUCACGCAACGGACACCUGGCCGUGGUGGAGGUACUGCUGGACGCUGGCAUGGACAUAAACUACGAGACGGAGAAGGGCAGUGCCCUCCAUGAAGCAGCUCUCUUUGGGAAGACUGACGUGGUGCAGAAACUUCUGAGGGCAGGGGUUAAUGUGAACAUGGUGGACAACAAGGGCCUGACUGCGCUGGACACUGUCAGAGAGAUGCCCUCUCAGAAGAGCCGGCAGAUAGCAGCUCUAAUCCGUGGUCAUAUGUCAGGAAAUCCCCCUGUUUUAGACUUGCCUCCUCCCCCUCUCCCUCCGCCUAAUGAGAGCCCUGGUCCGAGGAAAAAAGGUGAGAUGGAGGUGGUGAGUGAGCUGCUCUCGGGGCUGGCCCCGGGGCCUGAGGAGGAGAGCCCGUAUGAGGCUCUGUUUGAGGCCACCUCCUGUCACUCUCUAGACAGCCUGGCCAGCGGGAAGUCCUCCGACAGGGACUCUGGACGGCCUGACAGUGAAGCCGGAAAGAAAGACCGGCUGGCUCACCAAUCCCAACCUGCCCCAGGCCAUGAAGAGGAGCUUAGCUCAGAGGCCCUAUACACUAACAGCAGCAUCGAUGAGAGGGGGGAGACAGAGCAGGAGGAUCACACGUAUGAACUGCUGCUGUCCGCCCAGACCAAAGUCUCCCAGUCUGCGCUGGACCCCCCAUCCCAGAAAGAUGGGAACGCUACAGCCCAACAGUCUUCCAACAGUCUCCUACCUCAGCAGCAGAAGCCCACUGCCCCUAGUGACCUCAGACCACCAGGCGAGACGGGCGACACCCUGAAGCCCCCUGGACCUCCUUUGGUUGGGCCUGGACGGACAGGCCUCCGCCCCACUGGUGAUAACUCCCUGCUCGGCCAGGACCUGGUCACAGUACCUGAAGUGUUCACAGGCCUCCUGCACGGAUCCUCGCCUGUCUUUGACUGUCGGGAGGAGCCCCUCAGCAGGCUGCCAGGUGGAGUACUGGCACAGUCCAGCCAAGGCCAACAGCCGGCGCCAGCUCCAACGGUACCCACCAAAACAACAGAAACUCCGCCUCUGCCUCCUCCAAACAUCAACAUGGCUGCCAUCCUGACAGACUGUGACCCCAAAGCCAUCUAUGCCACUGUGUACAAGGGGGUGCCCAGAGACAGAGACAGGGUGAGGGACUUUGGGUCUGGGGCUGUGCCUGCUGGCAGGAUGCGUCCCCCUGGGGACCUGAAGCUGGCCCGCAGCCUCUCCAAGUCGGACUCGGACCUGCUGGUAUCGCCGCCUAGCGAGGAGGAGGGAGGGCUGGGCAGCCGGAGUGAGUCCGUCUCCAACUGCAGCGCAGCCAAGAAGCGGCUGGAGAAGUCUCCCUCUUUCGCCUCUGAAUGGGACGAGAUGCCUCCCACACUACCUCCGCGGAGAUCUCAGUCCUUUGAAAGUAUUGAGAAGAUCAUGACGCUGAUUGGCGCAGGCAUCGAUUUCUCCAGAGACCAGCAGUACGCUACCCCAGGUGGGGCGGCUGGGCGGCUGCUGGACCAGCCAGUGGGAGACUGGCUGGAGCACGUGGGGCUGCCGCAGUACGAGAGCAAGCUGCUGCUCAAUGGCUUUGAUGACCUGCACUACAUGGGUAGUAAUGUGAUGGAGGAACAGGACCUGAGGGAGAUAGGCAUCACAGACCCAGGACAUCGGAAGAAGAUCCUGCAUGCAGCUCGAUCCCUGCCAAAGGUGAAGGCCCUGGGCUGUGAUGGCAGCAUCUCUCUCUCCUCCUGGCUGGACCUCCUGGGCCUGCAGGAGUACCUACACAACUUCCUUGCCAGCGGAUACCGCAGCCUCGACUGUGUCAAGAACCUGUGGGAGCUGGAGAUUGUCAACGUGCUGAAGAUCACCCUGCUGGGACACAGGAAACGCAUCAUCGCCUCGCUGGCAGAGCGGCCCUAUGAGGAACCUCCUGUCAAGCCCCCCCGCCUGUCCCAGAUCAGGUGUCAGGACUUGGUAUCCCAGACCUCCUCUCCCAUCAGUCACAUGGACUCCUACGCGGGUCGUUCCAUAGACCCCCUCCUGCUGUUCGGGGAGCCUGGGAGGAAGAAGGGGCCUGACCCAGAUUAUGAUGUGGCCCCCCACCGGCCCCGCAGUGAAAGACACCGCUCACAUGAGAGAUAUGAGGAGCGGCAUCGGGAGCCCCGUCUGACCCUGCGACCUCCCAGCCUGGCAGCACCCUACACCCCUGUACAGAACUGGCACCACCAGCCUGAGAAGCUCAUCUUUGAAUCCUGUGGCUAUGAAGCCAAUUACCUGGGAUCUAUGCUCAUCAAGGAGCUACGGGGGACAGAGUCCACCCAGGACGCCUGUGCCAAAAUGAGGAGGUCGACAGAGCAGAUGAGGAAGGUCCCCACCAUCGUCCUCUCCAUCACAUACAAAGGGGUGAAGUUCAUUGACGCAGCCAAUAAGAACAUCAUAGCUGAGCAUGAGAUCCGGAACAUCUCGUGUGCGGCCCAGGACCCGGAGGAUCUGUGCACGUUUGCCUACAUCACCAAGGACCUGCAGACCAACCACCACUACUGCCAUGUGUUCAGCACAGUGGACGUGAACCUGACAUAUGAGAUUAUCCUGACGCUGGGACAAGCAUUUGAGGUGGCCUAUCAGCUUGCUCUCCAGGCCCAGAGGACCAAACAGCCCCAGGGCAUCCCAGCAGGACCCGGGGCAGAGGUCAUCGAGACCAAAUCCAGCCGGCCCGUUCCCAAACCACGGGGCAGCGUAAGAAAGUUAGGGGUGGACCCGUUGGAGCUGGAGGUGGACUCCCAGUCCCAGGGCAGCGCCACGUGGCUGGUGGACCCCGUCCCCAAGGACUCCAAGAGGACCAUCAGCACUAAGCGACGGCCACUGUGAGGCGCUCUUGAAGAACUUUCCCUCCUUGUUUUCUGAACAAUAAUCUCCUGACUCCAGUGCUCAGAAAAAAAAUAUAUGAUUCUCUACAGCCAAGGAUCACCUACCUGGAUGAACAUUGUUUUCCAGAAGAAUCUGUAAGAGACUCACUGUUCCAUUGUUCUAGCUCUACGCACAUUAGUAGGAACAUUGCCUGUUUCCCUGCAAGGGGAUGGAUGACAACCCUGUUGCACAGGACUAAACCCUAAACCCAUCCCCCCUGGGAUUAGUCCAUUUGGGUUAACAGGGGGAAGGGCACAUUCAUGCGUAUCCUGUCAGACUUAUUUACACUCUGUGUCGGUUUACCGGAAACUGUCUGGGAAAACUGGCCCUCUGUGUCAGACUGCCAAAGGAGGCUAGGGUCCAGCACUGUGAUAGGAGAUCUCUAUUGGGAACUAAUGGAGGUAACGUUGAUAGGGCCUUUGUUAGGGAAUGACAGUGGGCAGGAUAGGACACAGAGGCUCACACAGAAUAUAGUGUCCUACCUAGACAGACAGACUUGUGGGACAUCUAUUUGAGCAUGCCUUUCUCUGUUAAUGACUGAGAUGACUUUGAUUUAAUAUCUGAGCACUUUUUGUGAAUGCUUGGAUGCUGGGCAAAUAUUGUGUGCAUCCAAGAUGAUAUGAGGAGAAAUUGAAUUGACUGUUCAUUUAAUAGAGUAGGAACCAAAGAGAUGCCAAAAUGCAUGAAUUCUGCUCUAGCCACCCGUAAUAGACCUGGGUGAAGGUCUUAGGGUAAUAACCCAGCCUAGCUGGUUCAUCAAUCAAUAUAGAGCUGAUUAGUGCCAGUAACCUUCAUGAAGAGGAAGAGAGCUAAAUGAAGUACGUUAAAAAAAGAACAACAUUGUUCACAAUCCAAGCACGUCUUAAUGGACUGAAAGAGGAAGGCAUUAGCUUGGCAAGGCACUUAUUCUACAUAUAGACAUAUUAAAAGUACAGCAUUACAUACUGUUGCUUUGCUAGGUUCAGCGCAUUAAGUGUUCAAAUCACUGUUCACAUCAAUCUAAAUUCAAACUCAUCGCCAUAUUCCAAAUAGUGUUAAGACCCAAUCAACCCACUGAAUGCCUGUGGAAACUAAAACACAGCGGAAUGGGGGACUUUCCUUUCCUUCCUUUUCACAACUCAUGCCUUCUUGAUGUUCACGUUGUCAUUAAUGGCUGGCUAUCUGUGUUUGAUUUAGAAUCCACCCUGCCUCAGUCAAUAUUCAGAGUGCUAACAUUGAAGUGGCAGUUGAUCAUUAUCUAGAAAAAUCCAUCAUUUCUAUAUCUCCUCCAUUUUGUUUUCAGUUGGCUCAGUCAUGUUUUUACAUUAUUUUAAUCCCAGUGCUGUGUUGGUGUGUGUCUCCCUCCCAUGUAGCUGACUACAAGGCCAGACACCCAGCCAGAGUGAGAGGUCAGGUGUGCCCAGACCAAUGGUAUUUUGUUGUGGGGCAGGAUGCCCUUUUGGAACCAAGAGAAAGGCCAGGCCCACUUUCCAUGCACCCCUCAACCCACUGGGGGUCGUGCUUGCAUACACCAGGAAGGCCCUACCUGCUCUCUGCCGCCUCCUCAUCCUCCACUUCUUCAGCUCCAGUGGUCAGCGCUGUAGCUCUGUAUCAGACAGACAGGAAGUCAGCUACUGGCUUCUUCCACCUUGUCCUGUCCUUUGACCACUGUGUGACUGACUGCCACCAGGCAGUAAACCCAACCAACCAACACCCUCACUGCAUCCACUUACAUAUACUGGACAAUGGACUCUAUGUCAAAGCUUGGUCAGUUAUCUAGAGAUCACAAAGGUGGGUGUUUGUUCGGUACGUGUCUCUCUUUCAUUGUGAAGCACUCAACUUCAACAUCCCUCCUUUUCUGUUUUUGGUUAAAAAUUAAAACAUGUUUAUCCUUUACAGUCCAUUGAAUGCUGUUCAGACAAACCGUGUGUUCUAUCUAUGGGUACGAGAGUGACAAGUUCCCAGUUGUUGUUUUUUCCCAGACAUUUUGUGACUUGUUUAUCUAUUCCAUGAGAGGUGAAAAUGGUUGCCUCUCUAGAUUGGCACCUCAAACAACUCCUCCUCAGAGGCCUGUCCCAUACACUUAAAUGUGUCUUCACUGAGGGCUACGCUAAGCUACUCUGACAGUGAUAGUAAUCAACAUAAAUUAUAGUUUUUUGAGCAGAGGAAAUCGAGAUCCUACCUGAAUAUCUCAGUGAAAUACCUAUGGGAAAUGGGAGACAAAAUUAGAUAGAAUGAAUUAAAGUUGUCCUCGGUAUGCUAUACUCACAAGGUUACAAUUGGGUAGAAUGAUUACAAUGUGAGAUGCAGCAGUUCACUCACAGGCUCUGUCCUGUCCAUCCAUCCAAGCACCAGGUCAGCUACAUCAAAGCAUCUCUUUGUUAUCUUAAUUUCUCUCAUUCAUAACAUACAGAACUGUGAUAAAUAAUGGAAUAGUGUGUGGGAGGAAUUUUGGAGGGCUGUUAAACUGACACUACAUAUCAUAUUUAAACAGGGUGAAUGGCUUUUAUUUGAUAAAAAUAAUAAUGUAUUGUGUCUUUUUGUACGUUUUAACUGUCCUGAUGCUGGAUACUAUAUGACCAGGCUGGUGUUAGGAGGUAGUCCUACUGAUUGCAUUUUAUUCCCCCUCACUUUAUUUCUGAUUUAAUUUUGAACUAGUCAAACCACAAAACCAGUCAUGUAAGAGUUUAGGUACAAUAAUAUACACAGCAUUUUCUCCCCAUACGGUAUCUCUCCUGGUACUUAGACUGUUUUGGGUACUCUGUGGGCAGCUAGUGAUGAGCCUCUGUUGGUAUGUUGACUAGUUAUGGUACACUCAAUAUGGUACACUGGCUUCAGCUGGUUGAUGUUAGCACCUGCAGCCAUCAACCUGGUCCCAUCUUCGCAUUUGCACAUUUGCUAAGGAUCAUGUGUAGUACAAUGGGACUAUUCUGAUGAUAUUGAUGAUGACUAUGAUGAUGAUGAGAACAAUAUUGGAUUGUAAAUUAAUCUCUAGCAGUCUGUAUUUUGAUACUUGAAUGAUUUUGCUUUUAUAGAUAUCUAUAUAUCUAUAUAUAUAUCUAUAUAUGUAUAUGUAUGUAUGUAAUUUUUUUUGCCACAUAUGUUGUAAAGAGGAAAAGGACUGUGUCUUAUAAAGUUCAACAUAUCAUGAUACCCAACAAUUGAAAACGGACUGUGAGAAAGAACUCUGAGCGACCGCACUACAGAAACAAAUAAAAAAUAUUGUAAAUAAUCUAGGGCUUCCAGUCUUUUUAUGAUUAUUAUUUUUCAUAAUUGUACAACUAAUAAAUGAAGAAAUGAUUAA
This is a messenger RNA of Coregonus clupeaformis (lake whitefish), 7203 nucleotides long. RefSeq names its product ankyrin repeat and SAM domain-containing protein 1A-like. Bases 303 to 3881 code for a protein of 1192 amino acids. NCBI's taxonomy places the organism in Eukaryota, Metazoa, Chordata, Actinopteri, Salmoniformes, Salmonidae. The record is from RefSeq and is a predicted model, not a curated record. Gene Ontology annotation, cellular component: cytosol. The transcript is spliced from 26 exons. Gene Ontology annotation, molecular function: protein binding.